AUGAAGAUGUCAUUCGUUGCGAUCGCUCUGGCCCUGGCGUACUUCGUGUCGUUCGUCUUUGCGGUCAACCAACCGAGCAUCGUGACGUCCCCGGAUGAGCGCAUGCAGGUCGCCAAGCAGCUCAAGGAGCUCAUGUCCCGCAACCCGAGCUCGGUGGACCCGGCUGUCGCCGCCAUGUCGACGGAGGACCUCUUCAGUAUGCUUUCGGGUCUCAUCUCGAACCCGUCGGUGCUCUCCAAUGUUGGAAAUCUCGUCAAGGCGGCGACCAGCGGCGACAUCGGCGGGGUGGCCACUUCUGCGACGGGACUGCUGGGUGCGGCUCUUCCUGCUGCGGUGUCGGCUUUCACCCCUGGGACUCCGGCUGCUGCGGUUCCCAUGGCUGCUGCACCUGCGUCGUAG
Phytophthora sojae is the source of this 399-nucleotide messenger RNA. RefSeq lists its product as hypothetical. The record is from RefSeq and is a predicted model, not a curated record. The transcript has a single exon. NCBI's taxonomy places the organism in Eukaryota, Oomycota, Peronosporomycetes, Peronosporales, Peronosporaceae. Bases 1 to 399 code for a protein of 132 amino acids.